AUGUAUGCAUGUGCGGUAACAGCACCCUCGCGAGAAAGCCAACGGAGUUCGGUGAGUCCGCACCGUCUGGACCACUCCCUCGAUCUGGUCAAUCUAGGCAAUCGUGUAUGGACUGCCAGUGAUCGCCACCGCUGCCGUCACGAUGGAACAUCAUCGCGUAAGACAAUUUCCACCAUGCAUGUCUACCCUUCCCAUUUCACUCUCCCCAUCUCCAUCCCUUCUGCACACUUCCUCUCGCCCCCUUGUUUCACACCAGGCAACUCCACGAGCCUCAGACCAGGCUACACCGCCGGCCAGCUUUCGCUAUCCUCAACAAAGACCUCUAGCAUCGGCGGCUCCCACUGCUUCUCCUCUCCUCGUCUCGAUACCUCGCAAGCCAAUGGUCACACAAAUGGGAAGGUUAGCGAAGACGCCCCGGUUCAAUCUCAGACGUCGCCAAUUCGUAGAAAUGGACAUCGGGUAAACGAUGAGGCUUCAAAUCUCAGUCAGGAUUUCGACACAAGCUUACUGGGCUCUACUCCCAGCUACCCCAGUGUGGUUUGCUCUACUCCAUACACGAUGUCAGUAAAACUCGAGGGAAGCUCCGCGAAGAUGUAUCUUUCGGACUCAGAGUUCGAGAAAGUAUUCCAGCUUUCGCGAGUGGCAUUCUAUCGAUUGCCUGAAUGGAAGCGUAAUGACCUCAAACGCCGAGUCGAUUUGUUCUGA
This is a messenger RNA of Hydatigera taeniaeformis, 705 nucleotides long. The record is from the annotation of a GenBank genome assembly. NCBI's taxonomy places the organism in Eukaryota, Metazoa, Platyhelminthes, Cestoda, Cyclophyllidea, Taeniidae.